AUGUCUGUUCGAUCAACUGGGUACACGAUUACUGAAGAUGUGCUCCUUUGUCAAGUAUUCUUGGAUAUUUAUCAAGACCCUAUUAUCGGUAGAAACCAGUCUCGAGAUGCAUUUUGGUCUCGUGUGGAGGACAAAUACAAUGAACUUCGAGAUCAGCAUUUUGAGAUGCGUACGAGCCGAUCAAUUCGAAUGGAAAUCAUAAGUAAUGAAGUAAGGAAAUUGAAUGCGUGCUUGAGACAAGUAGAGAAUCUGAAUCCAAGUGGUGCUUCAGAUGAAGAUAUUUUAGUUCGAGCAAAGAUGUUAUUUAUGCAAGAACCAAAGUACAAAAAAGGUUUCAAAUUUGAUCAUGUCUGGAAUAUGGUUAAAAAUUUCGAAAAAUUCAAAGAUGAUGUCCCCACAGCAAGACAAGUUGGUCGAAGACAAUCCCAAAGUGUGAACUUCGACUCGUCACAAUCAGAUAAUCCCACUCCGGAAUCUCCUAUAUCAACAUCUCCUGGACUGUCAUCAUUUACUCCAUCUGAACGACCUAUUGGGGUAAAAAAAGCUAAAUUGAAAAGGAAAAAUGAUGAUCAUGAGUCAAGUGUAGUGGACUCCAUCGAGACCUCCAACAAUCGACUUAUAGACAGGUUAGACAAGGCGAGCUUGGACAGGCAAGAAGCAUUUGAUAUCGAACGAGAAAAGAUAGCCAUGAAAAAAGAUAGAGAUGAAUGGAAAAUUAUAAUGAAAGAUUUGAAUUCCAUUGCUGAUCCAAACGUGCGUGAGUACGUUCGAGCUCAACAUAUUAAAAUAAUACAAAAAAGAAAUCAACAAGAACAAGGGUCUGCUUCUAAUUUUGGCAAUUAUUUUAAUGAUAUUGGACACUCUGGCCCCGAUCUACCAGAUUAUUGA
Asparagus officinalis (garden asparagus) is the source of this 888-nucleotide messenger RNA. Its product is annotated as glutathione S-transferase T3-like. The record is from RefSeq and is a predicted model, not a curated record. The transcript is spliced from 3 exons. Lineage: Eukaryota; Viridiplantae; Streptophyta; Magnoliopsida; Asparagales; Asparagaceae. Bases 1 to 888 code for a protein of 295 amino acids.